Molecule: messenger RNA, 1837 nt
Organism: Temnothorax curvispinosus
Lineage: Eukaryota; Metazoa; Arthropoda; Insecta; Hymenoptera; Formicidae
Product: thiamine transporter 1-like
Exons: 8
Coding region: 390-1748 (452 amino acids)
Biological process (GO): transmembrane transport; vitamin transport
Cellular component (GO): plasma membrane
Molecular function (GO): vitamin transmembrane transporter activity
Source: RefSeq, a predicted model, not a curated record
AGUCUGAAUCGUUCCAAAAUCGUCCUUUCGUCGUUACGUCAUGUUGCAUUUUUUUGCAUGCAAAGUGAAAUGUAUGGCUGAAAGCUAGACUAGCUAUGCCUUAUCCUACUGUUAUAGAAGUUAUAUUUCUCUAUAAUGCAACAUGAAAUGGGAUAAGGAGUAUUAGAGACACGGUAGGUAAGCGUCUCGCGCCAAGUUCUGAAUGUACAUGGACGCAGUGUGACGAGUGACGAUAACAGGAGCAUUACAAGACUGUCGGACUGACUGAUUAUUGAGGAUAUCUGCCUUUUGUUAAUUAAAAGAAUAUCAGAUAUAUAUUGAAAAUUCUUUUAAACUUGUUGACGUAACACAUAAUUUUUUGAGUAAAGGACAAAUAUUUGUAAACCAUUAUGCAUUGGGUCAAGAUCUCAUGUAUUUUGUGCUUGUUUGGAUGUUUUAAAGACUUUCGGCCUUCUGAAUCGUUUAUAACCGAUUAUUUGACUGGGUGGAAAAAUUUUACAGCCAGUGAAGUGAAUCACGAGAUCUAUCCUGUGACUACAUAUAGUUACUUAUCAACAUUAAUACUUGUGUUUCUGAUCACAGAUUUUAUUAGAUAUAAACCUAUCAUAAUACUCUGUGGUCUUUCUGGUAGUAUAACUUUUCUUCUAAUAAUACUCGGGAAAAUCGUGCUGAUUUUACAGAUUGCUAAAUUCUUUUUCGGCUUGUUUAUGUCUGCCGAGGUGGCUUAUUAUACUUACAUUUAUGCUAAGGUAGAUAAAAAGCAUUAUCAAGAGGUCACAAGUCACACUAAAGCAGCCUCUUUAUUUGGGCGCAGCAUAUCUGGUGUUGUAGCACAGUUAACAGCUUCCUUUGAUUUGUUAAACUAUCAUCAACUUAAUUAUUUAACUCUUUCAGCCAUUGGCACUGCGACAGUCUGGUCACUCUUUUUGCCUCCUGUGGGUCAGUCAAUUUAUUUCCAUCGCGUUGACGUUUCCAAUAAUGAAGAGAUUUCAUCUACUACUGUACAACCGACGAUCGAUCAAUUACAACAGCUGAGUAAUUCACAAAAAUCGUGCGACAAAAAUAGCAAAAUGAAGCCAAACACAUUGCUUCAUAAGAUAAAGAAUGCGUAUGCGCUGCUGUGGAAACACUUUGUGCUAGCCUACACUAAUUAUCGUGUGAUCAAGUGGUCGGCUUGGUGGGCUUUGUCUACCUGCGGUUAUCUUUUGGUCGCCACUUAUUCGCAAUUGCUUUGGCAAACUGCGGUGAAGCCGGGUGAUAGGAUUUAUAAUGGCGCUGUGGAUUUUGCAUACGCGAUCGUAGGUGCAAUAAGCGUAUUUUCUGUAGGAAAGAUACGGUUCAACUGGGUUCGAUUCGGAGACAUAAUCUGUUCUGUAUUCGCAUUCUUAGAAGGAUCUAUAUUAUUGGCAUCUUCUUACAGUUAUAACAUUUGGCUCUUAUACGCCGGCUAUAUCAUAUUCGGCGUAAUUUACCACACCAUGGUCACUGUCGCAAGCUUUGAAGUUGCUAAAUGUAUAUCUGAGGAUAGUCACGGCUUAAUAUUCGGCGUAAACAUAUUUCUCGCAUUAUUAAUGCAAAGCCUGCUGACGCUUAUAGUCGUCAAUACGAUUAUGUUAGAUAUUAGACAGCAGUUCUACGUUUACGGCGGUUAUUUUAUGGUCUUGGCUGUGAUAUACAUUGUGCUGAGCAUAAUCAAUGUUCUGCGAUAUCGCCGAGACAUGAAUCACAUUCAACGACGAAUGAGAUAACUUUUCAUUCUACAGUAUAUACUAAUAUAAAACAGGUUGAAUAAACUUUUAUUAAAUUCAACAAAAUCCGUUAUGCAAACUAUUUUAAA